AUGAUGUCUCAUCCUACAAACACGAACAACCAAACCCUCAAUGACGAACAGAAAAAACUAAUAAUCAAACAUAUAGAAUUUACAAAACAACAAUCCAUGGCAAACCAGAAAAAUUACUCUCAUGUUCCCUGUAAAUUCUUCAAACAGGGGAACUGUCAAGCUGGUAAUACAUGUCCCUUUUCACAUUCUCUAGAUAUUAAUAAGGCAAAUUCAACUCCUUGUAAAUAUUUUAAAUUGGGUAAUUGUAAAUUCGGAAGUAAAUGUGCAAAUGCUCAUAUUUUACCCGAUGGAACAAUAAUCCAAUACAACAACAACAACAACAGACAAAGACAAAACAAGUUCAAACACAACAACAACCAACCUUCUCCUCACACCAUUUCACAACAAUAUACAAACUAUCUAAACCUAAACAACAUGAACACUCAAUACUAUACGUCCAACGCCCCUAUUUCAGAUCCGACCCCUCUCCAACAACAACAACACUUCAACAGAUCAACAUCGUACUCCAUGGAGAGAAACCAAACAAAUUAUCCACUGCAUCCAUUCGUCGUGUUUUCAAGUAAGGCUCCACCACCAUCACAAACACAAACACAAAAUUCAGCAUCCACUUACAACUAUACAUCUUCCCUAUACUCAGCAUUAGGUGAUCCCUCGAAUACAAAUACAAAUAAUAACUACAUAUAUAAUGCACCAACUUCAAACUCAAACUCAAACUAUAACAACAUUAACUGGUCUCUAAGCAAUAACCUACUAAAUAUGAAAAUUACCGAUGACGUCAUCGAAGAUACAAUCCCCAAAAAUAACCAAUGGUAUACUAAUAACAACCAGAACCACGACUUGGAUAUGAUACAAGAUGAUGAUCAGAAUCUAGACGACGACGACGAAGACGCAGAUUUCAAAUACUAUUCAAGAGAAACAAGAAUUAUCUUGGAUGACAUGAAAUCUUAA
Messenger RNA from Naumovozyma castellii, 948 nucleotides. RefSeq names its product Lee1p (gene LEE1). The record is from RefSeq and is a predicted model, not a curated record. The transcript has a single exon. The coding region runs from base 1 to 948 and encodes 315 amino acids. Lineage: Eukaryota; Fungi; Ascomycota; Saccharomycetes; Saccharomycetales; Saccharomycetaceae.